AUGAACGGGCAAAUCAUAAAUGCUUCUGGCCACAAAGACGUGUUGCAACGACAAUAUGGUCUGUUGAGUAUUUGUGGUUUGGCAUUGACGGUGGACAACGCUUGGGUGGCUCUUGGAACCUCUCUCGCAGUCAGUAUCUACAAUGGCGGACCACCUGGUAUCAUCUGGGAGCUCUGGAUUGCAGCAUUUUACUACGCCUUCAUCAACGCAUCCAUCGCCGAGCUUGCAUCUUCAGUUCCCUCUUCUGGCGGAGUUUAUCACUGGGCGUCCAUUACUCCAGGACCAAAAUGGGGACGUUCAAUCGGAUUUUUCGCUGGCGCGCUCAACUAUUUCGGCUGGCUUUUCGACCUCGCGUCCAUCGUCUACAUCAUGUCCGAGUUGUGCGUCCAGAUGUACUUCUUGUAUCAUCCGACCUAUGUCAUUCAGUCCUGGAAUAUCUUUGUCGGCCUGUUAUUGAUCACUAUAAUAUGCGUUUCGGUCACCAUCUUCUUCAACGGCAUCCUGCCGUAUAUGCAGCACUUCGGUCUCUUCAUCGUUACCAUAGGUGGUGUCGUCACAAUUAUCACCCUCGCAGCGAUGCCCUCGAAGCACGCUACGUCAAGCUUUGUAUGGACCAAUUUCCAGAACGAUACCGGCUGGAGUGGUGGAAUCGCCUUUCUUACCGGUGUCCUGAACGGCGCUUUCACGAUUGGAACUCCUGAUGCCGUCACUCAUAUGGCCGAAGAACUUCCUAACCCGAAACGAGACCUCCCCAAGGCCAUCUUUGCGCAGAUCGGCCUCGGCUUCAUAUAUGCCUUCUGCUUCGCCAUCGCCCUGUUCUAUGGCGUCAGCGACCUUAGUGCUGUUCAGUCCAGCAAUGGCUCCUUCCCUCUCGCCCAGGCUUACUACCAGGCUACCGGUAGUACGGCCGCCACCUUCGGUCUGUUAUUCAUCAUCUUCUUGUCGCUGACACCGUGCUUGAUCGGGACAUUCCUUACGGUCGGUCGGACGUGGUGGGCACUUGCUCGAGAUAAUGCGGUACCGUUCUCGGGAUUCUUCAGCCGGGCCAACGAAAAACUCAGCUGUCCCGUUCAAGCCACGGUCCUGACAGGACUCUUGACAAUCGGACUUGGUGCGAUCACGCUCGGUAGCAAGACCGCAUUCACGGAUCUUGCUGGAUCAUUCAUUAUUCUCAGCAGUACCUCAUACGCGUUGGCUUUUGCACCAAACAUGUUCACUGGGCGGAAAUACAUGCCCGCCGGACCAUUCUACAUGGGCAAAUGGGGCUAUGCUGUGAAUGGCAUUGCGACGUGCUUUAUCAUCUUCUUCAACAUUCUCUACUGCUUUCCGUACGCUCUGCCGACCACGACAGCAGCAAUGAAUUAUAAUGCGGUCAUUCUUGCCGGUGUGCUAUUUUUGACUACGUUCUGGUGGCUUGUUCAUGCCAUGAAGAACUACGACGGACCAAAUGUGCAAGGCAUGGUUGAGGCCAAUAUGGCUGAAGCGAGGAGGGCGUCGAGAGCGGCCUCGAAGGCGUAA
Exophiala viscosa is the source of this 1518-nucleotide messenger RNA. Its product is annotated as choline transport protein. Gene Ontology annotation, molecular function: transmembrane transporter activity. NCBI's taxonomy places the organism in Eukaryota, Fungi, Ascomycota, Eurotiomycetes, Chaetothyriales, Herpotrichiellaceae. The transcript is spliced from 3 exons. Gene Ontology annotation, cellular component: membrane. Gene Ontology annotation, biological process: transmembrane transport. Bases 1 to 1518 code for a protein of 505 amino acids. The record is from RefSeq and is a predicted model, not a curated record.